AUGGAAUUGGAGGUAAUGGGUGGAAGGUGUGGAGAUGGAAUUGGAGGUAGGGGUAGAAGUGUGAAUGCUGUUGUGGCUACCAUCAAGACUAAGUGCACCAUCCAAUUUGUUGGCUGGUGCCCUACUAGAUUCAAGUGUGGUAUCAACUAUCAGCCACCAACUGUUUUUCCUGGAGGUGAUCUUGCCAAGGUGCAACGGGCUGUAUAUGUUGGUGAGGGUAUGGAGGAAGGUGAGUUCAGUGAAGAACGUGAAGAUCUGACUGCUCUGGAAAAUAACUACGAGGCGGUUGGUGCUGAAUUAGAUGAAGGCGAAGAUGAUAAUCACGAGGAAUACUAA
Messenger RNA from Capsicum annuum, 336 nucleotides. RefSeq names its product tubulin alpha chain-like. The transcript is spliced from 2 exons. The coding region runs from base 1 to 336 and encodes 111 amino acids. Lineage: Eukaryota; Viridiplantae; Streptophyta; Magnoliopsida; Solanales; Solanaceae. Gene Ontology annotation, cellular component: microtubule; cytoplasm. The record is from RefSeq and is a predicted model, not a curated record. Gene Ontology annotation, biological process: microtubule cytoskeleton organization; mitotic cell cycle. Gene Ontology annotation, molecular function: structural constituent of cytoskeleton; GTP binding.